CCCUAACCAAACAGUAUACUGUAAUAAAUAAUAAAUGUCAAAAAAGCAGGACUGAAAAUGUCGAAAAAUUCCCUAAAAGUAGCACCGUCCGGCAAAGAUGAGUACCUGAUCUGCCCAUUUGACGAAAGCCAUCGAAUAUUAAGCAGUCGCAUGAUGGUACACUUGGUCCGUUGCGCGCCGAACCACCAAGGUAGCAAGAAGGUCCGCUGCCCGUUCAACAUUACCCAUAUUUGUACCAUAACCGAAAUGAAGAUUCAUCUACAAAAUUGUACGCAUCGCGCUGGCCUUUUAGAGUUUAAAAAUAAGUUAGCGGCGCCCGUUCUCCCUCACGAGACGAUGGAGGAAAUUGAAUGCGAUGAGAAUUGGGACGAAGAGCCGGAUGUUGGCACAUACAGUCCCAAGACAUAUUGCGAACAAAAUUUUGUGAUUCGCAAUCCCCAGGGCAAUCCGCCAGCAGCCAGACGUGAAUUUCGAGAGUCGGAGCGUAGGCGUUUCCAGCAGAAUCAAAAUUUCUAGAAUAACUGAAAGCGGCGGCCAUUUAAUCUCAAUCACCGGUACAAAAUGUUCUUCAUAAUACAAAAAUCAGCACAAGCAUUA
Molecule: messenger RNA, 597 nt
Organism: Drosophila miranda
Lineage: Eukaryota; Metazoa; Arthropoda; Insecta; Diptera; Drosophilidae
Product: gametocyte-specific factor 1 homolog
Exons: 2
Coding region: 58-516 (152 amino acids)
Source: RefSeq, a predicted model, not a curated record